Molecule: messenger RNA, 2526 nt
Organism: Trichoderma citrinoviride
Lineage: Eukaryota; Fungi; Ascomycota; Sordariomycetes; Hypocreales; Hypocreaceae
Exons: 3
Coding region: 10-2526 (838 amino acids)
Source: RefSeq, a predicted model, not a curated record
UCUGCGAGGAUGACAGAGACAAGUGUCAGAUAUGAGGAGCUGAAGAAACGAAAAUGCGUCCUGCAGCGGGAGCUGCGUCGACGCCAGGGGUUCCCACGCCAUCGACAGAGAUUCGACCGCGACGAGGACGAGGAGCAGUUCCAGGACUUUGUAGCCGCCGAGUGCGAGAAAAGGGAGCAGGACUGCAGAGACGUCCAGCGCGAAUGUGACGAGAUAUACCAGCGGAAGCUCCGCCAGCUGGCCCGCGAACGCGACGAGCUGUACGAGCGGGAGCGCCAGAAGAUCGACAUUCACUACGAGGAGCUGUUCGACCGCGAGUACAAGCGGAUCGAGCGCCAGAUCAACGAACGAGCGUUGCGAGGGCCGAUCAAGCAGAGGGAGCCGACCAGAGAGAGAGACCGACUGCCCCAAAACCUCGCCCAGUAUCUCAAGGCCUGCCAUGCGCUGCAUCUGCGGUUUCAAAAGACGGCCAGUCGGUCCCUGAUCACGCAGAAGGAGGCGCUCAGCUGGACAUUUCCGCGACGAAUCAUUCCCUGGGAUGGCUUCGCCAAGCUGCAGGAGGGCGUAUGGAGCCAGCUGCCGUCCGAGACGGAAUUCUGCACGGAACAGCAGUUCCCGUCCAUCGAGCAGCUGGACAGCGUCAGGCGGACACUGACACCGGUGAACAGCGAGGCGUCGCUGCAGCACUUUGGACGCUACGCCAUCGAGAACGUGGUCCAGGAGUUGAUGGACAAACUGUACGAGGAUGGCUUGCUCUGGAACGGCCUCGGGCUCAGCGACGACGUGAAGGUGACGAUCGAGUCCGACAAGGACCUCGGCCAGGUGUACGAGCCCAUGCUGGAGUCGUCGUGGCACAAGGACGCAGGGGAACUGAAGCUGUCGAUGCGAAACUCCCAUCGAAGGGCGAAGAGGGCCGGCAUCUGGGUCAACCGGUCAUGCGUAUAUCGCCACAAGGAGGAUCACGGAACGAGGACGCCCAUCUUCGCCAUUGUACAUCAACUGCCGCACAGAUUGCAGCUCGACGAGAUCAAGUGUGGCCUGGCCUCCGAGAUCCGGCCCGAGCGAGACGUGAUUGACAAGGAGGGCGACGACUAUGCCUUUGCCUCGAGGACGCUGGUGGCUGCCACCGUCACGCAGCUCUACUCGUACAUGGUCAGCAGGAACAUCCAGUACGGGUGCGUCUGCACGGGUGAGGCCUUUAUCUUCUGCCGCAUCUCCGAAGACGAUCCCUGCACGAUAUACUGCACGCCGUGCGUACCGGAGCACGAGGUUCUCAAUGACGACCCUACACGGCUUCAGCGGACGGCGGGUGCCCUCGUCUUUGGGCUGGUGCUGCAGGCUCUCCGCGCGAGGCCGCUUCCCGAGUCGUGGUGCGAGUCUGUCACGUAUCUGGACACCUGGACAAUGGGUUAUGACGACGUGUUGGACAGAAUACGCAGGACGUGUGUCUCAAGGCCGCGAUCGCCAUCGUCAUUCAAGGUCUACCGCUGGCAGGGGUUCAAACAAUCGCCGCUAUACAUCGAGAUGAAGACGGCAGAGCCCAAGGAGAGCGAGAAGAUCCGGAGCUGGCUCGACGACGUGCCGGGCCGGGACGGAUCCAUUUGCGAGCUCGAUCGAUGCAUUAGCGGUUCGCGGCCGCUGUUGAUGGAUCAGCCGUACUGCUCCCAGAGCUGCCUCCUCGGUCUGGUACAGGGAACAGCGCCCGACAUUCACUGCCCCAACGCUGAGUUCCACGGACCGGCUCACCUCGGCUAUGACGACUUCAUGCGCCUCCUCCUGAGGCAGCUCGAUCGCCCCGACGGACAAGAUUCCGACUAUAUGCGGUUGCGGGUUGGCAACGCCCUCCGGUCGCUCCUCAAGGUGAGGCUGACGUCGCACGGCUACACGUUUAUCGCCAAGGGCGGGAAGAGCUCGGCGAGCAUGUGGGCGGAAAAGUCCGUCUACGAUCAGAUGGCAGAGCUGCAGGGCAAUUGCGUGCCCGUUUGCCUCGGUCUGCUGGAUCUGGGACGGCCGCGCCGGUACACUGACAACGCCUGGAAGGAGAUGCUGCUUCUGAGCUGGGGCGGGCGGCCGUUCCAGAGCUGCCACAGGCAGGUCGAGAAGGAAUUGAUUGCCCAGAUGGCGGACAACGCGUUGGAGGCGAUCCACAAGCUCGGCGUCGUGUACAACGGGGGACUAUCGGCGAGUAACUUCCUAUUUGACCGAUCGCGGGAGAGCGUAAUGCUGGUCGACUUUGAGGAGGCAUCGCUAGACUUUUGCAAGACGCCGGCGGUGAUGGGGGACUGGCAGACAAGGAAGCGGAAGCGCUACCUGUGGCAGGAAGAGGUGCGACACCGGUUCAUGAUGGACUCGAGUGUGGCAAUGGCGACGAUUCGAAGUGCGGAGCGGAAGAGCGGCGCGCGGUAUGGGGAUGAUGAAAGUGAUGUUGACGAUUCUAUAGCCAUCAAAGGUGAAGCAUACCUGGUUACCUUAGUCAGCUCUGGCUACCAUUACAUCACUUUCUUCUUCAACCUGCUGGGUACCUAA